GUUCUUCCAUGUCGUCAUCAUUCUUUGGAUCCUUCUGGGCUGCGUUCACCGAAUCACAAUGGGUUGCAGUAGCUACGAUAUUGAGUAUCGCCCUAAUCAUCGGCGUCAUCAUAUUUCUGGCGGGCAUAGUCUGCAUUAGAAGCUGGCGAAAAAACAUUAUUUUCACACUUUCAUUUUCUAGGAAGAGGCAGAACCAUUUGCAUGCCGGGGGGUGUUCAAGUCCCAGGUGUAUUGCUGAAUAUCACGUUCCUAACUGUCCUAUUGGUGGUCACGUGGACACCUCGAACCUACUGAACAACGCGGGAACGAGGCAGGGCUCAAUGACGUCGAAAUCACUCUCGCUCGAUCUUGCUGGUGGUCCGUUGGACGGUUCAAACGCCGAGAAUGACUAUUUCAGAACCUGGCAACUGCAACGAAAUGCCCUCAACAUGAGACCCACUCCUGGUGCCUUGAACAGCCCAUCUUUACAACAAGCACAUCCCUAUUUCCAGCAACAACGACAAUUUCCACAACAACAACAACAGCAGUUGUACAAUCCUCAACAAACAUCAUCCAAUCUAAUGCAGCAGUCGUCGUACUCCUACCAGCCACAUCAAAGCUACAGCGACAACUUUUUCCAGCAGCAGCAACAGCAGCCACAUCUACCACAACAACAACAACAACAACAACAACAGCACAUUGUUGAGCACAUCUACGAAAGCCCCAAAUUCAACAGAAAGGAAUACAACACUGACGUCUAUGAGGGCAGAACAACAACACCAACUCCACCCCCACCACCGGUCAACAACAAUAAUAACAAAAAUAUAAACAUCAGUAACAAUGUUAAUAAUAAUAUUCCUCACCAAGGAUCGAACCCGCUACCACCACCACCACCUCCACCACCAUUGGCCAGCAGCGAAUGCUUUCCAUACAAAUGUCCACCCAUUAACAAUGCUUCUGUUACAUAA
Molecule: messenger RNA, 947 nt
Organism: Helobdella robusta
Lineage: Eukaryota; Metazoa; Annelida; Clitellata; Rhynchobdellida; Glossiphoniidae
Exons: 5
Source: RefSeq, a predicted model, not a curated record